Messenger RNA from Lepisosteus oculatus (spotted gar), 5141 nucleotides. Lineage: Eukaryota; Metazoa; Chordata; Actinopteri; Semionotiformes; Lepisosteidae. The record is from RefSeq and is a predicted model, not a curated record.
CAGGAAACAGCAGCGCAAGUUCCAGCCCUUCAGGAGGCUCUUCGGCAGGAGGAAGAAGAAGGACUCGGAGAAAGCCUUCGUGGCAGCUGAGCUGAAAGGCAGCCGGUCCACCGAGGACGUCGCCAAUGGGAGGCUGUCAGACGAUGAGGAAACCAACGAGCAUUUGAGGUCUUCACACAACAUGGGGACCCGAGCAUUUUCACACGACAGCAUCUUCAUUCCCGAAGCACCAGAACAUCUGAGCUCAGAGCAAGCGAUGGCUCAAGACAGCGUCUCUGACAAAGUCCGAAGCCUCCAGAGGCAGAUUGCUCACAAUAUUAAAUUUGGGCAGAAACCAACGUCCACCUCUUUCAGAAGAAGCGACGCCGCCGAGGGCAGCUCAGAUGAUGAAGACGUGCCCAGAAGCCCUCUGAAGGUGGUUGCUCAGAUUGAGGCAGAGCCUGUGGAUACUGAGAUGAAGGACUCUGCUGAUCUUCCCAAAAAUGGCCACACAACUGAGGCAAGCACCAGGACUUCUGAAGUCAAGCAGGAUACUCCAGUCAAAUCUCCAAGACAGAGAAGAGCCGUUCUUGCAAGCGGAACAAUCGAAUCCAUUAAUCUCGACGCUGUCCCACGCUCCGCUUCCCGCCUGGAUAACACCGCCGCUAAACACAAGCUGGCCAUAAAGCCCAAAAACCAGAGGGCAUCCAAGAAGCACCGGAGGCUGACCCAGGAUCUGCACAACCUUUCUUCUUGUGACAUCUUACAAGAAGAGGCAGACGCUCAGAAGCAGGUGGACUCCCCAGUGGAAGGUCACAGUGUCAGCACCCCCACAGGACAGAAGACGCAGGACGAGCAAGAAACAAUCGGAGGACCCCAACGCGAGAGGACAGCCUGCCAGGACCAGCUUCAGGGAGAGGAACACCAGAAGCCCGAGGGACCAGUUUUCCCUGAGGCCGGAAGGCAGAGACAACCUGAAACAGAAGUGAAGGUAGAGGCCACAGCCGCUAGACCACGAUGGGAUGAAAAUGGGGAGGAGGGACAGAGGGACCAUGAAGCCGAGGAGCAGAGGCAGCACGAGAUGGAGGAGCAGAGGCAGAGGGAGAUGGAGGAGCAGAGGCAGAGGGAGAUGGAGAAGCAGAGGCAGAGGGAGAUGGAAGAACAGAGGGAGAUGGAAGAACAGAGGCAGAGGGAGAUGGAGGAGCAGAGGCAGAGGGUUAUGGAGGAGCAGAGGCAGAGGGAGAUGGAGGAGCAGAGGCAGAUGGAGAGGGAGGAGCAGAGACAAAGGAAGGUGGAGGAGCAGAGGCAGAGGGAGAUGGAAGAACAGAGGCAGAGGGAGAUGGAGGAGCAGAGGCAGAGGGAGAGGGAGGAGCAGAGAAAGCGAGAAUUAGAGGAGGAACAGCAUCGUACAGCCACAGAGAAGAGGCUACGAGAGGAGGAGGAGCAGAGGAAACGAGAGGCCGAAAGACAGAGAGCCCAGGAGCUGGAGGAACAGCAGCGCGCUGAUUUGGAGCUGCAGAAGCAGCAUGGUGCUGAAGAAGCCGAAGGAAAGGCGCGGCGUGAGCUCGAGGAGAGGAAACUUAAAGAGCAGGAAGAACGGAAAAACUUGGAAAAACUCCAAGCGGAUGAGAAAAAGAAGACACAGAAGGAACAGAGCCCGGAGGACAGGGAAAGAGUGGGCGAAAACACAAAGCCAUUAGACGCCACUUCGAAACAGCUCGAGGAGACUUGGAAAACCAAACCAGCGCUGGGAGAGGACCUGGAUCCACAGGAACGGAAGAGAAGAGCCGAAGAGGUUCGAUGGAAAGAGCUGGAGGAGAGGCAGACCAUGCCCAGGCCUUUCACUUUUAAAGUGUCUUCGGGAGAAAAACAAAUAUUGUUUCAGAAGGUCAAUCUAACGCCUGUAGCAGCAUCCAGCCAGCAAGGCCCUCCACCGGAUGCCAAGGACUCACAGACUUCACCUAAAGGAAACGCAGGUUCUCAUUCUCUGCCCUCCUCCUUGUAUGUCCCUCACACUGCUAUUUUGGUAACAGGUGCUCAGCUUUGUGGAACCGCAGUGAAUCUUAACCAAAUUAAGGACACGGCGUGUAAGUCUUUACUUGGCUUAGGAGAGGACAAGAAAACCAUGGAAGUACCUCCCAUUCAGAGCUCCAAGAAAACUUCCCCUGAAAGGAAGACGAAUGCUAACAAAACUAAAUCGCUCAACGAAUCUGCGAGAGACCAGGCCAGUGCUGCAAUAUUAGCAGAGUGGGCCAGCAUAAGAUCCAAGAUUUUGAAAUCUGCAGAAAACGAGAAUCUUCAUGAAAGGGAGGCGAGGCCCCACAGCCGACCUGCCAGUGAUGACUUCAACCAGAAGGCAUUUCCUGGGUUACACAGCAACCUCAGAAAAACGAUGUCAGCGACUGCCAAGUUCUCCAUUACACCUGCAUGGCAGAAAUUUACAGACGGGAGCAAAGCCUUUGAAAACGAGAGUGCUCCAGCUGUGGACCAAGAGGAGAAACUCAACGCAAAAACCGAGCCUCCGUCUCCGGACGCUGCCUCCGAUCGCUCUGCUCCCCUGACCUCCCCUGAGCCGGAAGACAAAGCCAGUAAGCCUGCUCAGGAAGUGGACGGCACUGAGGGCUGCGUGUUUGCCAAAGACCUCCCAUCGUUUCUGGUCCCGAGUCCUCCUCCCGCUCCCAACAAGCCCCGCUCUCUCUCCGAGUCGCAGAGCCCCCCCAGGGACCCCCAGAGCGCCGGCCCGGGAGGCAGGCCUGAAGAGAAGCCGUCUCCGUUUGGGAUCAAGCUCCGAAGGACGAACUACUCCCUGCGCUUCCACUCCGAACAGCCCUCGGAAAAGAGGAAGAAAAGGUACAGCGCUGGGGACAGCUUUGAAGGCGUUCCAGCCCCCCUCCUCCCCAGCGGGCCCGAGAAGGAUGCAGCUGUGUUCCCCAGCAAGCCGAGGGACAGAGCCCACAGCAGGGCCGCCGAACCUCCGCAGGUCGUCCCCGAGCCGAGAGCGAGGCCCAGUAAGGUCGCUGUGCCAGCGGCGAGCAGCGAGGGAGACAGGCCCGCGCUGCACCAGAAACCCUCGUUAGCUCCAAAGCCCGCCGAUGCCACGCCUCCCUGCUCCCCUCUUGCUAAAGCGGACUUGUGCAGCCCCGGCGACAAGACCGUCCCCUGGCCUGCAGAAGAGGGUCUGUCCGUAAGGCAGAGAAAGGAGGAGCAUAAGGACGAGAACAAGCGGCAGGACGAGGAGCCGAAGGAGAAAAGGUCCUUUUUCCCUUCCAUCAACAUCUCCUGGCGGGAGAAGAUGGAUCGGAGAGUGGAACUCAUCAGACGAGAGAAGCCGACGCUCCAGAGCAGGCACUCGCUGGACAGCUCCCGGGGGCCUGAGCGGGGCGAUGCCGGCCAGCCUCUCUGGAUCUCGCUGGCGCUGCAGAAGCAGAAGGGCUUCCGGGAGCAGCAGCUGAGCCGGGAGGAGAAGAGGCACAUGAGAGAAGCCAGGCUGGCUGAGAAGCAGGCGAAGGAUAACAGUGCAGCUUCCAGUCCGUCAGAGAACGCAGGAGACAGCCACAGCCCAGUGUUGCCAAAACCCCCCAUGCAGGACGCGGAGAAGAAGCCUGACACACUCUUAUCCAGAUUCGAGCGCAGGGAGCAGUUGAAAAAAUCCAACACCCUCCCGAACUCCGUUACAGUUGAAAUCUCCGACUUGCCGGUUUCAGCCCCGCCCGUGAAGGAGGUGCCCAAGCGCGUCCCCCCGGCCGAGCUGGCGCAGGUGUCCAGCGAGCCCGCCUGGCUGGCCCUGGCCAAGCGCAAGGCCAAGGCCUGGAGCGACUGUCCUCAGAUUAUCAAGUAGCCGCUUCACGACGUUGACCCCUUUCCUACACCGCUACUGGUUUCAUUUCGGACCACAGGGGUUCUCGCUUUCAGUCCUGGAAUUCCUGGGCCUCCAGGUUUACACCUGGAUCUGCAGGAGACGGGACCAAGCGUUCCCAUCGGCAGCCCGACCUCCCCAGCCCCUCCCCGCCCGCGUGCUCCCAGGCGUCAGCUGCCGUCGUGUGGCCAAACGGAUCUCGUGAGCCAAACGGACAGUUGUUCCUUGGAUGUCCCACGAGCGGACGCGUGCGUAACCGAAGCAUGUUCCCGAUUCUCCAAAAAGAAAACGACUAUCCCUGCAAAAUGAAGUGUAACCUGAAGAUUCCGUUGUUCCGGUUGGGUCCUGCUUUCUGUUUCAUGCGUCACUCUAACCCCCAACACGAGGAACCCGCAGUGGUCUAAGGGCUAGCCUUGUAAAAAGAAAAAUCAACACCAAACAACCAACUAUUUUAUUCCAGCUUUGAAAACAUUGCAGACUGAUUCCUUAGGAGUACGUGUUGGUCAAAAUACAGGAACUCUUCCUUUUAUUGCUUCUUCAACUUCUGCUGGACCAUGGGGCACAACUCUAAAAACAACUUCCAGGCUACACUUUUUUUAAAACCAGUUUUCAUUUGGUUUUCUUUGCUCCUCUGAUUGUAUAUAUGAAGUGAAUGCUGUUUAUAAUUUAUAUUCCUUUGGACAGCUUUGGGAACAAGGGUUUAAUGAUCACGAUAGGGUUAUAUGCAAACUGUGGUUGAAAUAACGUGACUACUGUUAAUCUGCCUGUGCUGUGAUCACUUCUUUCUGACUUGACACAGAACACAGCACCACAACUAAUGCACUGAAAAAUAAGUAUUACUGUUCUGUGUGGUUUAUGAUCUACUUCAAGAUGCAGCUUUCUUGCACGGUAUGUCAUAAACAACUUUAAAAUGCUCUGAAAGAACAUUCCCAAUUUCUCGUUCCCUAUUGUAAGAAGAAGAUCUUUGUUGUAGCUUUUGUGUACUCUCAUUAUUAGAUAUGUUUCCGAACCAAUGAUGAUGAAUCAUUAUGUCUGCUUCUAAAUGGAACAAGUUACGUAUAGCAGUCAUUUUAUGGUACAUAACAGUAGUCUUAUUUAAUUUUUAACAAUUUCCCAAAGUGCAAUUGUUUCAUUGGUUUAAUUUUAUUAAUGUGCAAUAGUGUAGUGUAAUCAAAGUGUUACAAGAAUGAAGUCUUUAAAAUUGCACUUUUUGUCCCACUUAGAUGACGUUAUACUGAAAUUCUGACAUGUGAUUCAGAUGUCUUGCGUUAUGUAGUAAAAUUAAAUACAAUACUUUAACUUCUUG